AUGGAACAACAUUUAUCAACUUGCCAGUCGACUUUGACGGUGUACGAGCUGGAAACCUUGAGGGCGGCAAUCCUCAAUGGGGCACAGCGUCACCGAAAGUUACGCGAUGAUCAACUGUUAAAAAAAUUCAGCAAAAUAAGUCCGCCGAAACAGCCCUCCUCUGAUGGGAUGUUGGUCCACAACCUGUCCUCCCAUUGUCUCACGCAACAACAGUUAACGGUCCUAUCCUAUGACACUAGGUUCAGCACGAAAGAUGCUCCACCAGAAGACUUCAUCGCAUCCUUCGAAUCAGCGCUCCAGAAGUGCGAGGCAGAUGAAGAACGCAAACACGCCAUGAGGCAACAGGUGUCGUCUUUACUUCUCCAGCACAAAUCCCAAAUGACGAUUUCCGAAGCAGAAGAUCGAGAACUUUCCGGUUUACGAAAAAUGAAGAAUAUUGUCACCCUGCCUGCUGACAAGGGACGCUCGACAGUCGUCAUGGAUAAGACCGAAUACUCGACUAAACUGGAGAACCUGCUGAUGAACCAAGAAUCUGACGAGCUUUCGGAUGUGAGCGAGUUCAAAAGGCUUGUAAACAACAUAAACAAGACGGUGAGUAGGUUAAAGAAAGCGAGCGCCCUCACGAGAAAAGAGGCACUGUCCGCGAAGGCCACUGACACCGCGAUGGCACGCUUCUACGGCCUUCCCAAGGUACACAAGCCAGGAGUGCCCCUCCGCCCAAUCGUUUCUUUACGUGGCACACCAACUUUUGGCCUAUCAAAGUGGCUGUACCAACGACUUUGUUUCCUCGUCAAAGACUCAGAGUGGACAGUGAAGUCAGCUGAGGAGUUUUUGGCUCGCAUCCGACAUCGUAGAGUGGAGACAGACGAGGUGAUGGUGUCAUUUGACGUGGUCUCACUGUUCACUUCUAUCCCGCCCGACCUGGCCAUCGACACUCUCGACGGACUUCUCCGAGAAAAAUACGACGAGACCGACCAACAGCUUAAACGAGUGCACAUCAUCGAGCUCCUAGAACUGUGUCUUAAGACUUUCUUUACAUUUAACGGCCAAGUGUACGAGCAAAAAAAGGGAACACCAAUGGGUUCACCUCUGUCCGGACUAAUUGCCGAAGCGGUUUUGCAGAGGCUGGAGCGUCUGGUAUUCAGCUCGUACCCUCCGAAGUUCUGGGCCAGAUAUGUCGACGACACAUUCGUCAUAAUAAAGAGGAGCGACGUGCAAGAUUUCAAGGCAAUCUUGAAUUCGAUAUUUCCCGACAUACAGUUCACCAUGGAAGAAGAGGCCGACAAUCGCUUGCCCUUCCUCGACGUACAAGUAACAAAACUGGCAGACGGAAAUAUAAAGACGACGGUCUACCGUAAGGCGACUAACACUAGGCGCAUCCUCCACUUCAGAAGCAACCACCCCGUCGGUCACAAACGCAGUUGUGUCAGGACCCUUUUCCAACGCGCCCAAACACACUGCAGCGACGACGAUGACAGGAAGAAGGAGGUGAUGUACUUACGUGCUCUAUUUGAAGCCAACGGUUACCCGAAGUCGUUCAUACGCAAGUGUCUCAGGAAGUCCCACUCGGGGCGGUCGAACGAGGAGAAACCAAAGUUCUGGCUCUCGAUCCCCUAUUUGAAGAACGUUUCAGAGGCAACUUCAAGAAUUCUGAAACCUUUUGGAAUUGGUGUGGCCCAUAAACCAGCAUCAACAAUCAGACAGCAAAUUAUGAGGCCCAAAGACCCGCUCCCGGUGACAGAACAAUCAGCGGUGGUCUACAGCAUACCAUGCCAAGAUUGUGAUGUCAGGUAUAAUGGUGAAACGGGAAAACGCCUCGGCACAAGAUUGCACGAGCACCAGCUAGCAAUCAACCGCAAGGAUAAGAUGUCGUUGGUGUAUGGCCACACACUAGAGCGGAAUCACUGUUUUGCCUUCGAGAAAGCAAGUGUGAUCGGCCGAGCCAAUGAUAAAAUGGCCAGACUAAUGCUGGAAAGUUGGUCCUCGACAGGCACACUCAACCGGGCCAUAGACCUACAUCCAGCCUACCAGGCGCUCCGCGCAAGACUCGAGUCAGUCCAGGCACGGCCGAUGGCACGGAUGAGCAGAGCCACACGGGGUCGACCGCCGACGCUCGCGGAGAGAGGAGAAGGCGCUUACCGAAUGUCACGUGACCGGCGUGGCACACCGUCUCACGGACGUACUCGCGAGGCCGGAAACACCACGCCUGAGAAACAAAGACCGAUCAGCCCGUCGUCUGACGAGGGGGAGGCGAACGAGCACGCCGACGCCGCGGCAACCACGUUAGGCGUGAGGGGGACACAAGCCACGCCAGUCCACCAAUGGCUGAGAUCAGGGAGGCGACAAUCAGCCAACGGAAAGCAGGCUAGUCAACAAACGUGCGCUGUGCACGGUUAUAAUACGAGGCAGGCGGCAAGGCUGAACAGAUCAAGGCCAGCAGGAAACGUCAGCGCACGACUCUGA
Molecule: messenger RNA, 2463 nt
Organism: Spirometra erinaceieuropaei
Lineage: Eukaryota; Metazoa; Platyhelminthes; Cestoda; Diphyllobothriidea; Diphyllobothriidae
Source: the annotation of a GenBank genome assembly